AUGCUGCUGCCCCAGCUCUGCUGGCUGCCGCUGCUCGCCGGGCUGCUCCCGCCGGCGUCCGCGCAGAAGUUCUCCGCGCUCACGUUUCUGAGAGUCGAACAAGACAAAGACAAGGACUGCACCCUCGACUGCACGGGCUCCCCCCAGAAGCCGCUGUGUGCAUCCGACGGACGGACCUUCUUAUCCCGCUGUGAAUUCCAACGUGCCAAGUGCAAGGACUCUCAGCUAGAGGUGGCUUACAAGGGCAACUGCAAAGGCGUGUCCAGGUGUGUGGCCGAGAGGAAGUACACCCAGGAGCAAGCCCGGAAGGAGUUCCAGCAGGUGUUCAUUCCUGAGUGCAAUGACGACGGCACCUAUAGCCAGGUCCAGUGUCACAGCUACACGGGAUACUGCUGGUGUGUCACGCCCAAUGGGAGGCCCAUCAGUGGGACAGCUGUGGCCCACAAGACCCCCAGGUGCCCGGGUUCUGUGAACGACAAGCUGCCCCCGCGGGAAGGCACGGGGAGAGCAGUCUCCUUGCAAAUCUUUUCCGUUCUGAAUUCAGAUGAUGCCGUGGCUCCCGCAAUAGAGACUCAGCCUCAAGGAGAUGAGGAAGAUAUUGCAUCUCGUUAUCCCACCCUUUGGACAGAGCAAGUUAAGAGCCGGCAGAACAAAACCAACAAGCACUCAGUGUCAUCCUGCGACCAGGAGCACCAGUCAGCCCUGGAAGAAGCCAAGCAACCCAAGAAUGACAACGUGGUGAUUCCCGAGUGUGCCCAUGGCGGCCUCUACAAGCCGGUGCAGUGCCACCCAUCCACUGGGUACUGCUGGUGUGUGCUGGUAGACACAGGGCGCCCCAUUCCUGGCACGUCCACCAGGUAUGAGCAGCCAAAAUGUGACAACACCGCCAGGGCGCACCCGGCCAAGACCAGGGACCUGUACAAGGGUCGCCAGCUGCAUGGUUGUCCUGGUCCCAAAAAGCACGAGUUCCUGACGAGUGUCCUGGACGCCCUGUCCACAGACAUGGUGCACGCAGUCUCUGACCCCUCCUCUUCGUCGGGCAGGCUCGCAGAGCCUGACCCCAGCCACACGCUGGAGGAGAGAGUUGUGCACUGGUACUUCAAGCUGCUUGACAAGAAUUCCAGCGGCGACAUCGGCAAGAAGGAGGUGAAGCCCUUCAAGAGGCUCCUCCGGAAGAAAUCCAAGCCCAAAAAGUGUGUGAAGAAGUUUGUGGAGUACUGUGACGCCAACAGCGACACGUCCCUGUCCGUGCAGGAGCUCAUGGGCUGCCUGGGCGUGACCAAGGAGGAGGGCAAGGCCGGCCCCAGGAAGCGACACACCCCCAGAGGCAGCGCUGAAGGCACAUCCAACCGGCAGCCCAGGAAGCAAGGCUGA
Molecule: messenger RNA, 1374 nt
Organism: Ochotona curzoniae (black-lipped pika)
Lineage: Eukaryota; Metazoa; Chordata; Mammalia; Lagomorpha; Ochotonidae
Gene: SMOC2
Product: SPARC related modular calcium binding 2
Exons: 13
Coding region: 1-1374 (457 amino acids)
Biological process (GO): extracellular matrix organization
Cellular component (GO): basement membrane
Molecular function (GO): heparin binding; protein binding; calcium ion binding
Source: RefSeq, a predicted model, not a curated record